GAGGCUGGAAUGCAGCUUGUUGUGUCUAUACAGAAGUAAUGCAGUUGCGUCAGUGGCGGACGCAGGGCAGGCUAAAUGCGCCUGAUCUCAGGCAGCGAAAGUAGAGGCGAGCUGUGGGGAGAGAGGAAAAAGUUCUCAACAAGGAGAGGCAGGACUACUCUUACGGAGCCCCUGCAGUCUCGCUUUUUAUGCCUCUAAAAGACUUUUCCUGCCAUCUUUUUGCAUUUUCGCUCUGCAACACGCCUUUGACGUCUCCGAAAGCGAAAUCCUACUUUUUAACUUGAGUGAAAACACCAGCACCAUGGAGCUGCUCUGCCUCGAAAUGGACACCAUCAUACGAGCUCGUCCCGACGCGAAUCUUCUGUGCGAUGACAGAGUGCUGCAGCGCUUGUUGACUAUCGAGGAGAGGUUUUUACCCCAAUAUUCUUAUUUCAAAGGCGUCCAGAAAGAUAUUCAGCCGUUCAUGAGGAGAAUGGUGGCCACUUGGAUGUUGGAGGUUUGUGAGGAGCAGAAGUGCGAGGAAGAAGUUUUCCCCUUGGCCAUGAACUACUUAGACAGAUUUCUAGCAGUGGUACCCACCAAAAAGUGUAACCUGCAGCUGCUGGGAGCAGUGUGCAUGUUUCUUGCAUCCAAAUUGAAAGAGACUCGUCCAUUAACUGCAGAGAAGCUGUGCAUCUACACAGAUAACUCCAUCAGACCACAAGAGCUGCUGGAAUGGGAACUGGUGGUGCUGGGGAAGUUGAAGUGGAACCUGGCAGCAGUAACGCCGAACGAUUUCAUCGAGCACAUCGUGAGAAGGCUGCCGCUGCCCGAGGAUAAGCUGGCACUUAUUCGGAAACAUGUGCAGACCUUCAUUGCCCUCUGCGCCACAGAUUUCAGAUUCGCCAUGUACCCUCCAUCCAUGAUCGCUACAGGAAGUGUGGGGGCGGCGAUCUGCGGCCUGCAGCUCGAUUCAGCCGACCAGUCACAGUGGGGCGACAGUCUGACGGACCUGCUGGCAAAAAUUACAAACACAGAAGUGGAUGUUCUAAAAGAGUGCCAGGAGCAAAUCGAGCGCGUGUUGGUGAGCAGCCUACGCGAAGGACGGCAGCAGCAACAGCAACAGCAGCAAACUCAGAGAGGCCCGAGUGGGAAAGGCCUGGACGAGCUGGAUCAAUCCUCCACCCCGACAGACGUCCGCGAUGUCAACUUGUGAAGCAGCAGAGGGCAUCAUUGCACAGGAUUUACAAAAACAAAAAUAGAAACCAACAAAAAAAACUCAAUUUUCUUAAAAGCAGAAAAAAAGAACAAAAUGUAAAAAUGUUAAAAACAAAAGACAGCAAUGCUUGCUAGUUUAUUUUUGUGUGUAGAUUCUCUGUUCUACAAGUCGAAAACACCUGCUCGCAGAAUAGAUUUUCGAUGACGUUAUAGCAUAAAUGCAUCAAAUUUGAUCCGAGAUGAAGCUCUGUGAUGCCUUGGAUAUCCAGAAGGGAAGCCAAUCAUAUUUGCAUUCUGCCUGAUUGUAUAGUAUGAUCGUUUAAGUUAUAUUUUAACUAUAGAUUGAUAAUGAGGCCGAGACGGAAACUAUUUGGAAACUGCGGGAUCACACUGGGGCUUCUAUCGCUGCGUUACGAGUACUGUCACCAUUACGUUUGUGGCCGCUGAACGAGCUCCUCGACUGUUGUGUGCUGAGUGUGCGACUGUGGGUGGAUCGCAUUAUCAGGGAAGACCCGGGAUGAUGAUAAUUAUCAGUAGUAUUAGUAAUUGUUAUUAUUAUUAUCAUUGGACGUAUUUUGAAAUGAAUAGUAGAGAUCAAUAAGCUCCUUUUGUCUGGCUGCUUGUGCGUCAGUUUGUGGAUGCAAGCGUGUUUUUGUGUGUCUGAGUGUGUGAUUCUGUGUCUGUUAACGGUGAUUCUACAGCGAAAGGCACUUGAAUAAAGUCGCAGGCUUACAGUUCUGUAUUUAACGACAGCGGAGCGAGCCGAGGCUACGUAUACUUCCUCCAUCCGUGGAACUGGGCAUCUACGCUGCGUCACUGCCGUCGUGCAUUAACAGUGUGUCGUGGUUCAUUGUUCUGCAACAAUAAACCUGUGUGUGUGGACCACGAGUGAGACGACACAGGCCGUUAUCUUUCUCGGAGGUCGUGUGAGGCGUUUGGUUAUUACUGCCAUUCCGUCGCUCUUUGCGAUGACGUGUUUUUUGUGUCUGGAUGGGACGUGCGCAGCGUACGUGGCACAUGUGAGAGUCUUGAGGAAAGUUUCAUUCUUCUGCGUCGGCGAGCGCAGAGCGAGAUGAGCGCAGGCUGAGGGGGAGGCGCAGCACCGGGUGGCGGGACAGAGUUUUAGUUUUUAGUGGUGCAGAAGUUUGCUGCUGUGUAGGAGACGUGGCGGUGUACAGCCAGAGGCUGGAAGAUGACGAACAAUAAAGCUGGUCCGUGGCUGGCGUCAGGACUUACGUCUUGUAACGGAUACAACGACACACAAAGAUGUUCCUGGUUUUCCGUUUACAUGGAAAUGACGAGGAAGUAAGACCGUACGCUGCCAGGUCACGCGUUGGGGAAUCUUUUGGGGCGGGGGGGUUAGGGGGGGUAGAGGAUGACAAUAACUGUCAAAGCUCAUCUGGAGUACCGCAUAGGGUUGUUUUCAACACCCCUGUAUGAUUUUAAUGGCAAAGCACUUUGCAAACAUGCUCCCCAGGAGAUGAUUAGAUUGACGGUGAUUGGAGGUGAAUAGAUGUUUCAUUUUUUCCUCAUUAGCCUUUUCUUUGGUUUACUUUGAAGGGCUGGUUUCCCAACCGUCAGUCAUUUGCCUUUAAAGGAGGAGUCAAAUUAAAAAAAGGCUUCCCGCGACGUUCCGUAUAAGCACAUUCCAAACAAAGAAACAAAGAAACAACAUUCCCAGUCAAGCAAAUUGCAAGUUGAUUUAGAUCCUGAACAAAUAAGAGCAUGAAUUCACACAGCUUUCUGAUCUGUGGGGUCAAGUCGAUUUUCUUUUACAAUGUCAAGAAAUGAUUUUGUUUUUACUUGAAUUUUUCUUUCUAUUUAUCUGCAUCACAGCCAGGGAGGCGGGGCGCUACCAGCAAGGGUGGUCUUAACAUCCAGGUUUGCACAUGUUCUUUAAAGGGCCAUGAGGUUUGCAAUGUUAAGAUAAAGCAACGCCUUUGUUUAAAAAAGAAUUUGUGUGGCAGUGGUUGGUCAGUUGUUGUUUUCUUGUUGUUUUCUUUUCCUUUAUGUUUGUUUCUGUUUAUGGUGCUGGCUUCUGUAGCGCCCGUCCAGGCCAGUUGUCUGUCAGUGAACACAUUUCCCCGGUGAGCUUUGCUGCUUCGAAUCAUUAGCAAGGGGAUUCAUCUGCCAGGCAGACAGCAGAACAAAACGUGGCUUUGUCACAGCAAGGUGUCUUUGACUUCUUUUUAUUGUUUUUCCAUGACCAUGUGUAACUUUGCUGAGUGUGAAUGUGGGGAUCGGAUGAUUUUCAGUAAAACUGAGCGAUUUCAUGACCCGUUUGCCAAAUCGUCCCCCAUCUGAAUAUUUGGUAUGACCCCUUUAUUUUGCCUGUUUUCCUGACGUAAGCUCUUUCCCAAACUUGUGAUUCUUCCUGCAAUAUGUUGUUGCAUAUGUUCUAUUUUGAGACCACCUUUGUCAAUUUGUGUUUGAUAAUAUUUUACGGGGCGACCAGACCCACAAAGGGUUUUUCUAAGACUUAGAGAUACUGUAUUCCAAAGUGAAGAGAGGACAGAGGAGGACUGAAGACAUCGACAACGACAAAAAAAAAAAAAAAGUGUCAAUAUUUUAUUGUAUUUUUUGCGCUGCUAAAAGCUAUGAAUUUGUUUCAUUUAUACAAAAAAAUAACAUUACUUAGUUGUGAUGUGUCACUUGAGUGUGCUGCUAUUUUAUAAACAUUUGUAUUAUAAUAUAAUUAUUUUACUGCUUAAGAGAUACAUUCAGAAACCGAAGUAGAUGGUGAUAGAAGAACAUGAAACGAGUAUUCGACUGGAAAUGUUCAUUGUACAGUUUGACCGUUUGCUUAGAUAGCAUGUCUCGUUUUCCCCUUUAUCUAUUUUUGCUCUCCUUCUUCAGUCACAUCCUGCCCAUCGGUGAUAUUUCCGAUACCUCAAGAUUACUGGAUUUUAAAAAAACGCAAAUUCAUCAGCUAUACCUCUGCAGUUAGGGAGCCUGAAACGGAGGGGAAAGAAAAGAGCGACGUGUUCUGUCGCUGUGUUAGUUGGAAAACGACUCGCUCGGUGAGAUGGGGAAACCGGAAAUAUGCAAGGCUUCCACUUGGACUCUUUUGGAGGGGGAGCGCCGUGACGUUGCAACAGCUUCUUUGAGGAUUUUGUACCGCAGAUAGUUCAAGCAUGUUCACUACUGUCCGUGUUGGUGCUACAGCUGACUGUGUGCAAGCGAGCGGCAAAAACAGCAUUCCUAUGAUGGCCAAAGUACAGUUCUUGCUUUAUAUAACCACAAUCACUAUGAAUGUCAUUAAAUAUCGAUUCUGUAUGUGAGAAACGUGCGUUUUGGUCUAAAGAUAUUGUGUGUGCACCACUGGAGCUGACCUGUGGCAUCCAGUCGUACGUUUUCUGGAAGUUUCAAUGGUGCAGAUUUCCCUUCAAAUCGCCCGCUCCCCCUCCUCUAUAACUCAUAUCAUGUACCUCAAAUGUCUGUUGCACAACCUCUGUUCAAUAAACGUCUGCUUUAAAGGGUGUGACACCACAUCAGCUCACUA
Messenger RNA from Neolamprologus brichardi, 4699 nucleotides. RefSeq names its product cyclin D2, a (gene ccnd2a). The record is from RefSeq and is a predicted model, not a curated record. NCBI's taxonomy places the organism in Eukaryota, Metazoa, Chordata, Actinopteri, Cichliformes, Cichlidae.